Messenger RNA from Mus musculus (house mouse), 8328 nucleotides. RefSeq names its product zinc finger protein 808 (gene Zfp808). Lineage: Eukaryota; Metazoa; Chordata; Mammalia; Rodentia; Muridae. Gene Ontology annotation, biological process: regulation of DNA-templated transcription. Gene Ontology annotation, cellular component: nucleus. The record is from RefSeq and is a predicted model, not a curated record. The transcript has 4 exons. Bases 5445 to 7610 code for a protein of 721 amino acids.
GUUUUCUGAGGUCUCUGUCCUUUUGGGGGUAAUUACAAAAAAAGAGGAACCUUCUUAAGAAUUUACUUCAUUGACUUGUAUGGAAGGGUGGAUCUGGGGAGAAAUGUCCUGUCUUAGUUAUUGAUCAGUAAACCUCCAGUAGGGGAGGUGCUAAGGUCAUGAGGCUCAGGUAGGUGGUGCAAGCUAAUGAGGGACACCAGUGGGAGAUAGCAUUCAGGUUCUUCUAGGAUUCUCCUCAGCCACAUGCCUUGGAGCUCUGAGGAAGAGACCACAAUCCUACCAUGGAGAAGGUAAGGACAACUGACCCCAGACCAGGAAGAGCAUGUUGGUACAGCUAUCAGAGUCCCAUCUGCUGGAACUAGGAUGGACUCUGAGCCACACAUUUCUGUUCAUACAUGUGUUGAUCUGGGUAGAGGCACAUGGCUUUCUUUUCUCCUUGAGAGUGAAUUCCUUGGGGAGGGGAGGCUCUGCAGUUGUCACCAUUGGAUGUUGUGGUGCUGAUACCAUCACUGUGCAGUGUGCACACAGAGGCUUUUGGUGUGUAGUUCGAGGACAGGUAGGGAAACUUGAGGUCUGGUUUGUAGAAGUUCUAAAUGUUCUAUUCCACACUUCAGUUUCAUGGGAUACAUUUUACAAAUAGUUUGGGAACUGGUAGAAUGGAGGUGCUGAUCAUCUGUGAGCCUUACUUCAUUAGAAUGCUUUUUACUUUCUACUCCUACCAGUCCCAAUGGCAUGAUUCAGGCAAGUUCAGCUCCAUGGUACAAAGAGAGUUUCUGUGAUACAGAGGUGUUUGAUGUGUUCAUCAUGUUGAGCUGUCAAUAGGGUAGAUUCUGCAUUUUGGUUCAUAAGUCAUGUGACAGGAAGCAGACAUUAAAUUAUUCUUUACUUUGUUUUUUGUGUGGUCAUCAGAGGGUCUGGGUUUGACUGAAACCACAACAGCCUAUGAGGAGUUAUAAAGCCAUAGCCCACCUUUCUGAUCACUUCAUUUUCAGAGGGAGCUCUAGAGAAUGGGGCCUCUCUAUAUGGAAGAAAGAUCAGAAGGAGGUGGAGGGGCAGAAAUAUAACAACUUAGGGGUCAGUUUGAGCUAUUUUUCCUGUGAGUUUUGAGUUUGUUUUUUUUCUAAGCAAUUACAAUCACAGUUAAUUAACAUCGUUGAAACUCUAAUUUUUCCUGGCUGAGAUUCCUCACAGCUUUUGAUGAAGACUUGAAUAUAUUUGGGCAUUUUAUUCUUGGCUUUUUCUCUACACACAGCAGGUAAGUAUAAGGGCAGUAGAAGACUCAGCAGUAGGGAUAGCCAUGAUUAUUGGGUCUCAGAUAACAGUUACUAGAGAUGGUCCACGUGCCUCUACCCUGGCCCUAUAACUCACAUCUAAACACUGAGCUUCAGGUUCUCUGCACUAAUUUAUUCACUUCUUUAUUAAUUUAAAUUUUUGUUCUCAUUAAUCUUUGUACAUCUUUUCCUUUAUUUCAAGAAAAGACUCUGUGACCUGGUCAGGUCACUCAGGAAGCAUUUUGCUUGGGGUGACCUGAGUUCAGAUACCAACACCCAUGUUUACUAUCUGUAACUCCAGAUCCAGGGGGUCUGACACCCUCUUCUCUGGUGUGCCACUCGCACAUACAUGGAAAACAUUUUCUCUCACAUAAAAUCAUACACAUGAACAUAGGGACAGAGAUGUCUUCAAAGGUGCUAAUAUCUUAUAAUGCAAGGUAAGCAAAUCAAGCAAGUUUAUGUGUAUAAUAGAAAUCAUACAGUGUUUUUUAAUCUGGUAUUUUGUAUUUUUUUAAAAUUUCCAUUUCAUAAAUGUAGUACACACUUAAUAUCUAAUCAUCAAUCAUAGGAAAAAGCGUGGAUUCUAUGUGAUCCUAAUAGAUAUCCUUUUUUCUUACCAUAAUAAAUGAGAUGUUUCAGUAAGUAACCCUACUUCUUCCAAAUUGAAAAUAUCAGAAUGCUUAAUCUCUUCAGUUUUUCGGAUUAGUCUCCAUUCCCAAUCCAUCCCACUUUAUAGUCAAAGCAGACAAUAGGAAUGAACAGGAAGAGUGCCGGCCACUGAGUUUGUAAGAGGGGUGGUUUCUUAUCCUGAGAAUCUAAUAGUUCCUACCACAUAGGGCUGAUGAUGUCAAUCACAAACCACCGUAGGCAUGCGCAGUGAUAUUGAUGAGAUUACUUGUGUUCUCCCUAAGCAGCAGUGUUUGAUUGGAUUCUUCCUCUGUCCCAUUGUACGCUAGUUUCUGCUGACAGCGUGGAAGUCUCCCAUAUCUUUCCAUUUCCCUGUAGGUAGUAUACACGCUGCCAUUCUUUUUGUUGUUUUUCAAGACAGGGCUUCUCUGUGUAGCCCUGCUAUCCUGGAACUCACUUUGUAGACCAGGCUGGCCUCAAACUUAGAAAUCCACCUGCCUCUGCCCCCUGAGUGCUGAGAUUAAAGGUGUGUGCCACCACGCCCAGCUACAAGCUGCCAUUCUUAUGAAGCUUCCUUAGCAUAAGCCUUAGCAACUUACUACUCCAUCCCAGCUUCCUGCACCUCUUCUAGGCUAGGCUUUCAAGGUGAACGUUUUCCUGGUAUGGCUGUACUUGACAUCAGCAAUGAGUAGUGAGGUCACCAAUUUUCCAUAUUCAUAGUCUCCUUGACUGGCCAUUACUCUAGUCUGCAGACCAGACUAUUAAGAAUCUGGAUAGAAGCCUGAUGGUGGUGGCCCACACCUAUAGUCCCAGCACUCGGGAGGCAGAGGCAGUUGGAUUUCUGAGUCUGAGGACAGCCUGAUCUACAGGGUGAGUUCCAGCACAGCCAGGGCUAUACAGAGAAACCCUGUCUUGAAAAAAACAAAACAAAAGAAAACAGAAAGAAUCUGGAUAAGAACUUCCUGUCAACUGUUGUAGCCACCAAUACAAUUAUUUCAAAUGACUGUAGUUACAGGAGUUUAGUUACCUAAAACCAAACAGAUGGACACUGUGAGGGGUUUUUAUUAUUUUCACCAUUUAACUUGGGAAAACCCUUCUUUAAUCUGGAGGUUUAGGUUGAGAAGAAAAAAAAAUUAAUCUUGGCCAGAACUUCUACUGUGAGCCUAUAUAUAUAAAGGAUAUUGAAGAUGGUAGUUCUUUCUCUUUCUCUUCUUCCCACAUAGUGGCUAGCAAGGUCUUUUUAUUUUUCUAGCCUUAAGGCUCCAUCUUUGGAAUUCUGAUAAAUGCUGAAAACCAGCUGAGACAUAUAGGAACUACUGUUUUCUUCAACUCUCCAUUGGUACAGUCAUUGAUUUACUAGUGGGGCCACAUUCUGUGAGCCAUUCUUACCUAUCCACUUUCUGCAUACUUAGAGAGAUCCAUGCUCUGAGUUCUGUUCAUCUGGAAAACCUUUACUAAUACAGGUAUGUUUUUUCACCUUCCCACGUAGGAAGAUGUGCUGGCUAACAACACUGCUCCAUAGUGAUUGGAAUUCAUCCCCUGCUUCUCUCCCAGGGUUAUUUGGAGUCUCAUCUGUAGCAAUUGCAUAUUAGCCGCGGUUUUCCUGAUGUCAGUGUAAAAUGAGAGAAGCAAACAUCACAUUUUAUGUCCUAAAAAUCUCUCUUUAAUUGUAAUUAUCCUUGGAACCUAUGGUUCACUCUGCUCCAGGUUGAAUAAUGUACUGUGCAAGGUGUGGCUCUUGAUUCCUUGGAGGAGGAGGGGGCGGAGCGAGGAGGAGGAGAAUAGGUGGUGGCCUUGGAGGAGCAAGAAGAAGAAAUUCCUGCUGAGUUCUAGAUGACAGAAAGAUAGACUAUUGGAGGACAGGACUGAAAGAAAGUCUUGCAGAUCUGAAAAGGGUCAGCUCCUGGAUAAGAAACCCGAGCUGGGAAGCCCAAUGCAGUGUGCCUACAUAGCACUCUAACCCUAGGUGAGGUGGUCACGUCAAUCAAGAUUCAAUAGCCAAUCAACGCCUCUGGUUAGGCCCGCCAAUAGAAGUAGAGGUGUGUUCUUCAGUGUGCCAUGUUUCUCUUUUCUGUGUCCUCACCUUUGGGAGCAGGCUGAAAGAUUGGUCUGAUGUGUUUUGAUGUCUGCUGACAGGGGCCUUAGUGAAUUGCCAGUGAUCUUCAACGUGGCAACAUGGUGAGCAUGUGACCACUGCCCUUAACCAGAAGGAGCAGGGGUCCAAGCAGCUGGAGUCGGGAUGAUGGGAUGCAGGGCACCAGCCCUGGCCAUUCUUGGUUCCUCUUUGGCCUCCGGAGGGAGAAGAGUUUUUGAGGUGACAAGAUUUGGUCUUCAGGGAUAUUUAGGGUUGCUGUUUAUUAUUAAGACAUUUGCCUGUCUUGAGUCUCAUUCGCUUUGCAGUUGAAGCUGACCUACCGGAGUUCCUCUAAGGCAAGGCUGGAAGCUGUUUUCUCUAGUAUUUAGAGCCUCCUCUUAAAAUGGCAGGGGAUUAAGUGAGUAGCUUUUGUUCUAUCUCCACAGAAACUGGGCUGCUUUAACUUCCAGCUGUUAGUUGAAGUCAUAGGAAGAAAAGUGGGACACUUUUAAACAUGUCUUUAAUCUUUAUUUUCAACUUCUUCUAAAAAGUUUCCUAUGAAAGGUCUCCAAGGAAAGGGAGUGGGUGAUUAAGUAAAGGAGUCAUUGCUAGAGCCUUUCCCUCUUGUCCAGAUGCCUCUUGCUUGCUAAGCUUGGGGGAAGUUUGGAGCAAUAAACUUCUCUUAAACCAGGAGAAGAGAGCCACCCUCACAGUAGGAAAGACUUUUACACAAGCAAAUAUGGAUAAACUCACAUAAAUUCAUAUACAAAUUCAUAUACUUUGAUGUUGAAUUUCCAACUAAAGGGGACUCCUUUGCAGAUAUGUCCUAUCCACUUGCACAGUUACUUCAGCUCAGAGUGCUGAGAAGCUGUGUGUUAGGUUGCAUCUCUCAGCAGCUAACAUUGCACAUAGGGGUGAGAUCUAACUGUAUCUUCUUAUGCUGUUCUCUCUGCCAGGGAAUGGCCUGCUAUUUUUCAAAAUCACUCUCCUUUUCCAAUAACCAGACCUACGCCAAAUGACUUCUCAGCUCUCUCUUCUAUAGAAGAUUCUGAUGCUUGGAAUAUUUUCUCAAAGGCUCAAGAUUAGAUACAUCCUGCUAUCUAUUAUACUUUUAAUAUGUAUGAUACGUUGGGGUAUGCUUAGUGAAUCAAAGUCAGCUGGGCAUCUGAAUUAGACCCUGUCUCAAACACAGGAAAUAAUCAGGAUUAUAUUGGUGAUAGGCUUGCAGACUCCAGUUUUUCUUUCUUUUACAAAUUAAUCUUAAUGUAACAGUUCAAUUCCAAGUUAAAAGUCACCUUCUUUUUUUUUUGGGGGGGGGGACUUGUUCUUUAUUUAUAGUUUUGUGAUUUCCACAUCAGAAAUGGAUUCCAGUGUUCCUGAAUGCAGUGACUUAUAGGGACGUGCAUGUGAACUUCACUCAAGAGGAGUGGGCUCUGCUGGAUCCUUCUCAGAAGAAGCUCUACAAAGAUGUCAUGCUGGAAACCUACAGGAACCUCAAUGCUAUAGGCUUUAAUUGGGAAGCCCAAAAUAUUGAAGAACAUUGUCAAAGUUCUAGAAGACACAGAAGGUGUGAAAGGAGUCAGAGUGCAGAGAAACCCUCUGAAUAUACUCAACGUGAUAAAGCCUUUGCUUUACGUGCUCACAGUCAUGCCCAAAGGCAUGAAAGGAUUCAUACAGAAAAGAUCCCCUCUGAAGAUAUUCACUGUGUCGAAGACGUUUUACCUUACACUAGUCUCCAAGUACAUAAAAGAACACAAACUGGACAGAAACCCUAUGAAUGUAAACAAUGUGGUAAAGGAUUUGCAAAGCCCAGUCAUCUUAAAAGGCACGAAAGAUUUCAUACCGUAGAGCAACCCUUCAUAUGUAAUGAAUGUGAUGAAGUCUUUUCUUUUAAACAUCAUCUCCAAACACAUAUAAGGGUACAUACUGGAGAGAAACCCUUCAAAUGUAAUCUGUGUGAUAAAUCCUUUUCAAAACAUAAUCAUCUUCAAAGUCAUAGAAGAACACAUACUGGAGAGAAACCCUACAAAUGUGAUCAAUGUGAUAAAGCCUUUUCUGAGAAAUGUAAUCUCCAAACACAUAUAAGGAUACAUACUGGAGAGAAACCCUACAAAUGUGAUCAAUGUGAUAAAACCUUUUCUGAGAAAUGUCAUCUCCAAAAACAUAUAAGGAUACAUACUGGAGAGAAACCCUACAAAUGUAAUCAAUGUGAUAAAGCCUUUUCUCAAUACAGUACUCUUCAAACUCAUAGAAGAACACAUACUGGAGAGAAACCCUACAAAUGUAAUCAAUGUGAUAAAGCCUUUUCUCAAUACGGUAAUCUUCAGACUCAUAGAAGAACACAUACUGGAGAGAAACCCUUCAAAUGUAAUCAGUGUGAUAAAGCCUUUUCUCAAUACAGUACUCUUCAAACUCAUAGAAGAACACAUACUGGAGAGAAACCCUACAAAUGUAAUCAGUGUGAUAAAGCCUUUUCUGAGAAAUGUAGUCUCCAAAGACAUAUAAGGAUACAUACUGGAGAGAAACCCUACAAAUGUAAUCAAUGUAAUAAAGCCUUUUCCCAUAACUAUCACCUCCACAUUCAUAGAAGAACACAUACCGGAGAGAAACCCUACAAAUGUAAUCAGUGUGAUAAAGCCUUUUCAAUACACUUUCCCCUCCAAAAUCAUAAAAGAACACAUACUGGAGAGAAGCCUUACAAAUGUAAUCAGUGUGAUAAAGCCUUUUCUGAGAAAUGUCAUCUCCAAAACCAUAUAAGGAUACAUACUGGAGAGAAACCCUACAAAUGUAAUCAGUGUGAUAAAGCCUUUUCUCAAUACUUUUCUCUUCAAACUCAUAGAAGAAUACAUACUGGAGAGAAGCCCUUCAAAUGUAAUCAGUGUGAUAAAGCCUUUUCUCAAUACAGUACUCUUCAAACUCAUAGAAGAACACAUACUGGAGAGAAACCCUUCAAAUGUAAUCAAUGUGAUAAAGCCUUUUCAAAACACAGUACUCUUCAAUCUCAUAGAAGAACACAUAGUGGAGAGAAACCCUUCAAAUGUAGUCAAUGUGAUAAAGCCUUUUCUCAAUACAAUACUCUUCAAGCUCAUAGAAGAACACAUAGUGGAGAGAAACCCUUUAAAUGUGAUCAAUGUGAUAAAGCCUUUUCUGAGAAAUGUAAUCUCCAAAAACAUAUAAGGAUACAUACUGGAGAGAAACCCUACAAAUGUAAUCAAUGUGAUAAAGCCUUUUCUCAAUACAAUACUCUUCAAACUCAUAGAAGAAUACAUACUGGAGAGAAACCCUUCAAAUGUAAUCAAUGUGAUAAAGCUUUUUCACGACACAGUACUCUUCAAACUCAUAGAAGAACACAUACUGGAGAGAAACCCUUCAAAUGUAAUCAAUGUGAUAAAGUCUUUUCUCAAUACAGUAAUCUUCAAACUCAUAGAAGAACACAUACUGGAGAGAAACCCUACAAAUGUGAUCAAUGUGAUAAAGCCUUUUCUAUGAAAUGUAAUCUCCAAAACCAUGUAAGGAUACAUACUGGAGAAAAACCCUACAAAUGUAAUCAAUGUGAUAAAGCCUUUUUCCAAUACAGUAAUCUCCACAUUCAUAGAAAAACACAUACUGGACAAAAACCCUACAAAUGUAAUCAAUGAGAUAAAGGCUUUUCCCAAUACUGUCAUCUUCAAAUUCAUAGAAAAACACAUACCUAAGAGAAACCCUUCAAAUUUAAUGAAUGUGAUAAAGCCUUUUCCCAGCAUUAUAAUCUACAAAUUCAUAAGAAAAGACAUACUAGAGAGAAACCUUACAAGUGUAUUCAGUGUGUGUAAGUCUUUUCAAAACAUUUUCAUCUUCAAAAAAUAAAAGAAUCCACACUGGAGAAAAAAGCUACGAAGGAAUUGGAUUGUGAGCAAAUUUUUUACAAUUUUUUACAAUUUACAUUUCUGAAUGUAUAAGUGAACGUACUGAAGAGAAAGACCAUGGGUGUGAUCAUAGUCUUAAUCGUCAUGAACAUAUUUUAGGGGCCAGAAUCCUUCUGAGUAUAAGGAAUGUGGAAAAAUCUAUGUCAGGCAGUUAUCUCCUAAUGCAGCAAGGAGCACAUACUGCAGAGACAGAGAGAGACAGAGAGAUACAGAGAGAGACAGUAUAAAUAUACACAAUGUGGUAAACCUUUGCGUAUCACAGUUAUCUUUGAAUACAUAAAAGAGCACACAAUAUAUCUCAGAAUUCAUAAAAGAAGACACUGAAGAGAGAAACUGUGUGUGAAUAAUGUGGUAAGGCCUUUGCAGUUGACAUUGACAUUGAUCUCAUCAUGUAUAAAUUAACACAGACUUGUAAGAAAUCUCAUAAAAAUAAAAAUAAGAAAUGUCGUAA